Molecule: messenger RNA, 3351 nt
Organism: Hypoxylon trugodes
Lineage: Eukaryota; Fungi; Ascomycota; Sordariomycetes; Xylariales; Hypoxylaceae
Product: Nrap protein
Exons: 2
Coding region: 1-3351 (1116 amino acids)
Biological process (GO): tRNA export from nucleus; rRNA processing
Cellular component (GO): small-subunit processome; UTP-C complex; CURI complex
Source: RefSeq, a predicted model, not a curated record
AUGGAGGAAAGUACAGCGAAACGACGAAAAUUAAGUCACGAAAAUGGCGAAUCAACCCUUGAAGCAGCCAGCGCUUCCGCUGCGACGAUGGGUGCUUCCGGCGCAAGCGCUUUCAUCCUCGAGACGGAAGAAUUGUUAAAGGAGGUUAAACUGGAUUAUGGCAAGACAACAUACAAUGUCGAAAAUAUGUUACGUCGCCUCAAGGAAGUAAUCGAAACUUCGGAACCACAUGAACCUCUUCCCAUUAACGAAGUAUCAACAAACUUUGAAAAAUCGAAUAAAAUAACGAUUCCAUAUCCCGAUCCAAAGCCUGCAAAAGACUCUCCAUACAAGCUCUCUUUCGAUACGCCAGCUCAGAUCAAUAUAGUAGGAAGUUGGAUUCUCAAGACUGGUGUCAAAUCUCAAUCGGAUUUAGCUAUUGACAUGAUUGUUGUCAUGCCUGAAUCCAUUUUCCAAGAGAAGGACUACUUGAAUAUGAGAUAUUUCUACAAAAGGGCGUACUACCUAGCUUAUAUCACCGCAAGCCUUCGAACGGCGUUGGCCGGAAUGGCUAUGGAAUUUUGGUUCGAUCACCUACAUGGCAACCCAUUAUUGCCCGUAGCGAUUACUCGGCCGAAGGAAGGUUCAGGCAAGUCUGGAGCAUUUCCUGCGAUUCGCAUUAUUCCAUGUGCGCCAGAGAAUUACUUUCCAACAACCAAGCUCAUGGCUACCAGCAAUGCUAUCCGUCAGGGUAAAACUGAAGAGACAGAAGAUGCGAAAUUACCCACACCGUUUUACAACACGACCCUCAAAGCUGAAAGCCAAUUUUCAGCAUACCUACGACUAUUACAUCGGGCCACAAAUUCGUGUUCUGCUUUCACGGAUGCAUGUGUUCUAGGACGCAUAUGGUUGCAACAACGAGGUUUCAGCAGUAAUGUCUACGGUGGUGGCUUUGGUCAAUUUGAAUGGGCUGUCUUAAUAGCUCUUCUUCUGCAGGGCGGUGGCCGGAAAGGAGAAGCGGUACUUUCGCCGUCGCUUCAUAGCACGCAACUUUUCAAGGCGACUCUACAAUACAUUGUCACGACGAAUUUACAAAAGAAACUAGUGAUUAUCGGCAAGGAUCCUCCUAGUGUGGAAACAUUCCGCCAACCUGCGCCGGUCUUAUAUGAUGUCGCCCGCGGGAUAAAUAUCUUAUACAAGAUGACUCCGUGGUCUAUCGCAAUGCUAACAGAACAAGCUAAAUGGUCUCUUUCCGCAAUAAACGACAGUCCACUCGAUCAAUUCGACCCCCUAUUCAUCAUCAAAGUUGAUCAGCCUCUUCAGACGUUCGAUUUGCUACUAAGCGUCAAUCUCCCAACUUCAAAAGGAGAUCUUGAAUCAGUUGAUCGUAAAGGGUUUAUUUGGGAUUUCAGCACUAAGCUGUAUAACAUAGUAAAACGAGCACUUGGUGAGCGGGCGCAACUCAUCCACAUUCAUACUCCCGGAGAAACAUUAUGGCCGAUUUCAGCUGCAUCUCCGAAGACAAAAGGAAAGGGUAUUCUUGUCGGAAUCGUUGUAGAUCCUUUGAAAGCAUCACAGGGUCGCGAGUAUGGUCCUCCGUACGAAGAAAAGAAGGAAUCGGCUAAGUUCCGAGAAUUCUGGGGCCAGAAGGCAGACCUCUGGCAAUUUCCCGACGGAAAUAUUGUCGAAAGCCUUGACUGGACAGAAUAUUCUAUUCUAGGCUUCUCGGGAAUAUGUGAAGCCAUUAUACGGUAUAUUCUUAGGUUAAGGCUUGAGGUGGCUGAUAGCGAUCUCGAGUUCUACUGGCAAGAUAUACCCAAGAUUAUGUCUCUUGCGCCUUCGGAUAAGGUUGCAUUUGAUGCUGCUAAACAAGCGUUCGAAAUAUUCGAGCAAGAUAUCCGCACUCUGGAGGGACUACCUUUACAUGUGAAACAUAUAGCUCCUAUUUGCGCGGAUCUACGACGCACGUCGCUAUCUAUACCGGAAUUUAACUUCCGAAAACCUCUUCUAUACCCGAUGGAAGUCGUGAUUUCUUUCGAGGUUUCUGGAAAAUGGCCUGAAAAUCUGUCUGCAAUCCAGAGAGCUAAAAUUGCAUUUUUGCUAAAAAUUGGUAGCUCGCUAAAAGAAGUGAAAGAAGACGAAGUCAAGACACACCUUGGACUCGAGAACGCAACUCGUGAUGACGAGAAUCUGGCAUUCCUGGAUGUCGUUUAUGAGAAUGGCGCUUCUUUUAGGCUCAGGGUCCACAGCGACCUUGAGGAGUCACUUCUUGAGAGGAGAACCAAAGACCAAACUAUUGAACGCCACAUUCGUACAGAAGCUGCCGAUCUGCUCGCUUCGUACAAGCGGAUGUAUACAAAUCUACCACUCCACAACCAAACCAUGUCCACUUUCUGCACUAGAUUCCCCGCGCUGUCUCCUUCCAUACGGCUUACCAAGCAUUGGUUCAAUUCUCAUAAGCUUUCAUGUCAUUUCAAUGAAGAGCUUAUAGAAUUAUUCGUCCUGCAAGCCUUCCUCCGUCCGUACCCAUGGCAAACUCCGACCAGUGCCAUGACCGGGUUUCUCCGAACACUUUUAUUGUUAGCAAGGUGGGACUGGCGUGAUGAACCUCUCGUCGUGGAUUCGUCCGAUUCGCUCUCUACUUCGCAGCGAUUAGAAAUUGGCACUCGGUUAGAAGCAUGGCGGAAAAUCGACCCCAACAUGAACCGCACGGUCCUGUUCGUCGCAACGCCCCACGACGUCAGCGGCGUCGCAUACACCCAACACGGCCCCUCUAAAGUCGUGGCUACGCGCAUGACUAGUCUAGCCCGAUCCGCAUGCAAAGCAGUUAAGGAAAAGGGCGCCGACCUUAACAUCAGAAGUCUCUUCCAAUCCCCAUUACGCGAUUACGAUGUCCUACUACACCUCUCGCCCAAGGUUCUUAAGAGUAUAACCCGCGGCGACGAUGAUACCGCCCGACGCUCGCGGUUUAAGAAUCUGGAUACCGGAUUCGAUGGCCCGCGCGCGACAACCCUCCCCUUACCCGAACACCCCGCACAGACUCUUCUCAAGCAAUUAAACGCCGCGUACGCGAGUCCGCUACUCUUCUUCCAUGGUGGGGCUGAUGAUAAUGUCAUCGCCGCGUUGUGGAAUCCGCAAUUACAUCGUAGGACGUUUACUGUGCAUAUGCCGUGUUCGUUGAGAUCGGCUGGGGCGGGGGAUGGGGAGGGGAAGAAAGAUAAGAAGAAAAAGGAUAAGGGUAAAAAAGAUAAGGAAAGGGGAGAUGAGGGCGAGGAGGAAUUGUUCGAGGUUAAUAAAAAUGCGAUACUAGCGGAGAUCGCGAGGAUCGGCGGGGAUUUGAUUGAGAGGGUUGAGGUUAUGGGUGCUGCGUAA